AUGUCAUUCAGUGAUGAGUGGCCAGAAGUAUUCGUUUUAGAUUGCGGUUCAAGCACAUUCUAUGCAGGCAUAGCAGGAGAAGAUGCACCCAGCUGUGUCUUUCCUUCCUGUAUCGGAACACCUAAAUAUUCACCCAUCAUGAUUAGUGAUUGCACUAUGAAAUCAGGUUAUAUUGGUGAUCAGGCAAUUAAACGAGAAGGAAUUCUCAAUCUAAACUAUCCCAUCCGAAAUGGAAUUAUUAAAAAUUGGGAUUUGAUGGAAAUUUUACUUGAUUAUACCUUUCAAGAAAUUCUCUCAAAAAAUACUCAAAAUUCUGAAUGUGAAAUUUCAGACAAUGAAUCGAGAUCAAUACUAUUCAUUGAUUCAAUUUUACAACCCUCCUCACAGAAGAAUCAUUUAAUGCAAUUAUUCUUUGAAAAGUAUGGAUUUGGAUCGUUUGCCUGCUCUCCACAACCUCUCAUGUCUGUCUAUGCAUGUGGAACAACGACGGCACUGAGUUUAUGCUUGGGAGAGGGUGUGAUUCAGAUAGUGCCAUGUUAUUGGGGAUUUGUAGAUAAUAAUACAACGAGGAGGAUUAAUUUUGGAGGAGCCAAUGUUACAGAUUACAUGAUUAAAAUGUUGAGUGAAAAUCAUGGAAUUUGUUUGGAAGGGAAUAGGUCAAUUGUGGAUCAAAUGAUUAGGAAAAUUGGUCGUGUUGCAGAGGAUUAUGAUAGAGAAUAUGAAAAUAGUCGAAUGUCUAGUGAAGGACAUCAACAGUAUGAGCUACCUGAUGGUCAAGUGUUAAAUCUAUCUCAUGAACAUUUCACAUGUAAUGAAAUUCUCUUCAAUCCUCAAAUAAUUAAUUCUGAAUAUCCAGGAAUUGUUGAUAUUAUUCAAGACAGCAUGCAAGCAUCAAACAUUGACACUCGCUACGGUCUCUACAAUAAUAUUAUCAUUUCGGGAGGAGUUUCGCUCCUUCCUGGACUGGCAGACAGAAUUAGACAUGAUUUGGCACAAUUAAUACCAAAAUCAUUGAGAUUAAGUGUGGUGGCAGCUCCUGAGAGACGUUACUCAUCAUGGAUUGGAGGAAGUAUUGCUGGUUCCCUUGAGUCCUUCGCAGAAAUGGCUGUUGCUAUGGCGGAUUAUGAGGAAUAUGGAUGUGAAGCAUUGCAGAGAAAGAAACGAUUUUUCGAUUGUUUUCAACCUUAA
Naegleria gruberi is the source of this 1188-nucleotide messenger RNA. Its product is annotated as actin-related protein. The record is from RefSeq and is a predicted model, not a curated record. The transcript has a single exon. Bases 1 to 1188 code for a protein of 395 amino acids. NCBI's taxonomy places the organism in Eukaryota, Heterolobosea, Eutetramitea, Acrasida, Naegleriidae.